UGUUUCUUGUACCUGUAUCAGAUGAAAAGUAUCAACAGAUGGCUGUACCACCUGCACUUGUCGAGACCUGCGCCAUCGACAACAAUUCCGAUACGUGGCUGAUAUGGCUGCCGGUAGCGAACUCCAAAGGGGCAACACUCAACUUGAAUCCGCCACGUAUUAUAGCAUUUCAUUUCUUUAAAAACCACCACAGAGAUGGUCUCGAGAAGUGGAUCAAGUUAAUGGGAAAACUAGCCCAGGAGUUUUACGGUCGGAUCGUGUUCGGCAUGCGGGACAUCAGCAGCAUCGGCCAUUUGAAUGACAAUCUGAAUCCGGAUGACUUUGGCAGCUACCGUCCGGGUGUGCCGCCUCUUAUCUUCGGUGAGGAUAAACAGCAUCACGUCUAUCAGAUGAACACGUUGGUAAACUACAGGCAUUUGAAGACAUUUUGUCAGAAGCUGCUGCAGAAUCAGCUGUUCCAGGCAGUUGUUCUAAUGCCCACAAUCAACUUGGAUUCACCUCCUCAGAAUUAUUUUGAUUUGGAAGAUGGCAUGGAUGGGGAUUGCUUCGUAAUGGUGUACGAUCCUGCCUGCUACCAGUGGCCCACUCAGUUGAAAAUGCUGCGCAAAUUGGCACGGCUGCUGGCCAACGAAAAUGUCCAUGUGGUGAUCAUCAAUAAGGCACACAACCAUUUGGGCGUGGUAUUCAAUAAGAUGUCGAAGAUGGUAACCUGUCAUGGGGCCACAAUAUUCAGCACUCCACGUCGGAAUGGCUGGGACUUUAAGGUGGGCCCGAGACUGCAUAGUACACGUGAAUAUCUGCGCUACAUUGCCCAGAACAGGCAUCCAGAAUUGAUCGACUAUAAUGCCAAUGGCGAAUCCACGGCGGCCGAGAAGGCAUUGCCCUACAUUGAAUGUCUUUUUGCUGAAAGAAAUUAAAGUAUUUGCACGGAUUACCAUACCCAUAAA
Drosophila guanche is the source of this 947-nucleotide messenger RNA. RefSeq lists its product as uncharacterized. The transcript has a single exon. The record is from RefSeq and is a predicted model, not a curated record. NCBI's taxonomy places the organism in Eukaryota, Metazoa, Arthropoda, Insecta, Diptera, Drosophilidae. Bases 39 to 917 code for a protein of 292 amino acids.